AUGUGUUACUCCGGGAUCCCUUAUAACAAUGAGGUUACCAAACCUCGUGCGCUGAAUACGUUUCUAGAUGGACUUGCAGAGUUAGGAAUCGAUAAAGGUUUAAUCAAGAACAAAAAGUUGUUAAGUGAUUGAAUAGAAAAGGAAAAAGGCUACCAAAAUGUAGAAAAUACUUCCGAUAACGAGAGUAAUAAUGAGCAGAGUUCAUCGGAUAUUGAAAAUCAGGAGGAAGAAGUGGCUUCUGAGAAUGGCAUUGAAGCGGAAGACACCCAAGAGAGCGACAACGACACUGAAAACGACAGUCAGGAGAUAGAAAGUAGUAACCCUGAAACGUCCACCACCUUUCACUCCAAAAGUCCCUGUGAACACUGCGAGAACUCUAAUGUGUACGGGACGUUGAUCAUGAAAUGUCCUAAAUGCCUUUGGCACGAUUACUACAAGAUUUGUCCUAUAUGCGAUCACCAGAUUCCCGAGGGGAGACAUUACAUGAAAGAGGGCUUUCUUCGAUGUCACGAUUGCGGAGCAGUUACACAC
Porites lobata is the source of this 531-nucleotide messenger RNA. NCBI's taxonomy places the organism in Eukaryota, Metazoa, Cnidaria, Anthozoa, Scleractinia, Poritidae. The record is from the annotation of a GenBank genome assembly.